UAAAAUGUCUAAAAAGGCAUCACUAGUGAAACCAAUUCUUCCGAGGAAAUGCAACUAAAAACAAAACCAAACUACUGCUCGCUCAGUUAAUUUAAUACCAUAAUACACGCAAACUUACAAAAUUAGCCAAUGGCGAUUGUGUCGUCGGCCCGCGAGUCGCUCUCCCACGCGAUGAACAACCGCUUCUUGCCCAACCUGGAGUACUUGCUGCAGGGAUCUAUCCUGGACUCCGCCGUGGAACACUUAAUGCACAGACUAAAGGGACUCUGCGACAAUGUGGACACCUCGCCGGAGCCGUUUCACGACCUGGAAGUGUGUAUGAGCCUCCGCCAGCCCAAUGCCAACCAGCCGCUGCUUCUUCGCGUGCGUCGAGCCCUUGGUCGCGAUGCCCCCUUUCAGAUGCGCUACCUAGGAAACCCCGAGGUGGAUCAGCGCCGGCCCACAUUGGUACGCAGCUGCAUGGACUGCGCCUGCACCAAUGGCAUCUUGGAAUUCCUCACGGAAAUGGGUUUCCGCCUGGAGUUCGAGUACAUAGCAAAGGGCUAUAUGUUUCGCAAGGGGCGCAUGAAAAUUACCGUCUCCAAGCUCAUUAAGAUUGUGCCCGGCAAGCAGCAGGACAUGGCCAACGAGCCAAUCUCACAAAGCUACAUAGUGGAACUCUCUGUGGUGGCGCCCACGGGGCAGGAGAAUGUCGGCGAGGAAAUGCGCGUGUUUGCCGAGCAGCUAAAACCACUCGUGCAGCUCGAGAAGAUCGACUACAAGCGACUGGGCGGCAUGCCGUAGUUUAUAAUAAAAGUGCACAUCGUAUUUA
This is a messenger RNA of Drosophila sechellia, 811 nucleotides long. RefSeq names its product mediator complex subunit 18 (gene MED18). The coding region runs from base 130 to 783 and encodes 217 amino acids. Gene Ontology annotation, molecular function: transcription coregulator activity. Gene Ontology annotation, cellular component: mediator complex; core mediator complex. The record is from RefSeq and is a predicted model, not a curated record. Lineage: Eukaryota; Metazoa; Arthropoda; Insecta; Diptera; Drosophilidae. The transcript has 3 exons. Gene Ontology annotation, biological process: termination of RNA polymerase II transcription; regulation of transcription by RNA polymerase II.